Molecule: messenger RNA, 6648 nt
Organism: Vanessa atalanta (red admiral)
Lineage: Eukaryota; Metazoa; Arthropoda; Insecta; Lepidoptera; Nymphalidae
Gene: PlexA
Product: acyl-CoA:lysophosphatidylglycerol acyltransferase 1
Exons: 3
Coding region: 504-6200 (1898 amino acids)
Biological process (GO): positive regulation of axonogenesis; regulation of cell shape; regulation of cell migration
Cellular component (GO): endomembrane system; semaphorin receptor complex
Molecular function (GO): acyltransferase activity; semaphorin receptor activity; protein binding
Source: RefSeq, a predicted model, not a curated record
GCUCGGGUCAGUCACGCCUAGACUCGUUCGAAAAGCGAAACCGAAAUCAUUCCAUGGCGACAUACGAAGACUGAUGCUCUUGUCGUGGACUCCUUGUUCAAACGGGCUUCAGUGCAUACUAAACCGACAAUACCAACCGAAAACAAGUUAUUUUGUCAGAAUAAUGUGAAUAGGACCGUUACUUGUGGUGUUAGUGUUUUGUUAUAAAUAUCAACAGUGAUUAUACAAAGAAUAUUGUGAAGUGGUGCAAUAGUGUUUAGCGAGUCUUGCCACCUGGUCCUGGAUUCUUAAGGAUUGUAUCGUUUAAGAGAUAAUCAUUAUAAACGGUCUCGGCCAGAGCCUACACUACGGUCUCCGCAUUAUGAAAGUGCGCUUCCAUACAUGCAUAUGAUCAAGUAGUGAUAGAAAUUUUGAAGCCCGUCCGAUCUUAUUCCGUCAUGGCUAUCCUAUGGACGGGUGGGUGCCUACGCGGGCGACAACGGUAGGCCACAUGCGCCCGCGCCAUGUGGCGCGUGCUGCUGGCCCUCGGGGCCGCGUGCGCCGCCGCGCGCGCCUCGCAGGACGUGGUGUGCACUUUCUCCGACAAGGUCGCUGCGUCUACCUCUCUCUUCAAUCACCUAGUCGUCGAUCGCAACACGGGACGUGUCUACAUUGGAGCUGUCAAUAUAAUCUAUCAGCUUUCCCCAGAUCUCGAACUUGCGCAGUUUAUUAAGACGGGCCCAGUUAAUGACUCAGCACAGUGCACGUUUGAUUGCCCACCCAACUUCGUAAAGAAACCAACGGAUAAUGUUAACAAAGCGCUUGUGAUUGACUAUGCAACGAGCCGCCUUAUAACGUGUGGUUCGGUGCUUCAAGGGUUGUGUUCCGUACGAAAUCUGAAUAAUAUAUCUCAUGACGUACGUGAAGUCCGCGAACCAGUUGUAGCGAACAAUGCCAGUGCAUCCACCGUAGCGUUUAUUGCGCCGGGACCUCCUAAUCCACCAAUGACGCAAGUUAUGUAUGUGGGAGUAACGUUUACUGGAAACUCACCGUAUCGUUCGGAAGUACCUACAGUUAGUAGCCGUUCUCUAGAGGAUGACAGACUUUUUAUGAUAGCCAGAACAGCCGUCACUACUGGGACUCGUAUGUUUGUUAAUUCUUUAUCUCGAGAACGUUACCCUAUAAAUUACGUGUAUGGCUUCAGUUCGGAAGGAUUUAGCUACUUUUUGACAACACAGCUACGAGGUGUGGGUUCUGACACAUAUUAUAGCAAGUUGGUACGUGUCUGCCAUGAUGAUGAGAAUUACUAUUCUUACACCGAGAUACCUAUGUCUUGUAUGGGCGAAGGCGGUGGCAACUUUGGAUACAACCUCGUACAAGCAGCAUUUGUUGGAAAAGCCGGCUCUGUACUAGCAGGUGAACUAGGAAUUACUGCUCAACAUGAUGUUCUCUUUGCUGCAUUUAGCCAGAGUGAAUCUAUUAAUACCAACACACCUUCGAACUUAUCGGCCCUUUGUGUUUAUUCACUUAAAGCCAUACGACGCAAAUUCAUGCAAAACAUAAAAACCUGCUUUAGUGGAAACGGCUCUCGAGGAUUAGAUUUUAUAUCGCCAUCCCAUGCUUGUAUCGGAACGAAGCUACAAUCAAUAAGUGAAGAUUUUUGUGGUUUGGAUGUAAACACUCCAUUAGGAGGCGAACAACCAGUUGAAGCAGUACCAGUUGCUGUAUUUAAGAAGAGAUUAACCGCAGUAGCCGCGACAGCUACCGGAGAUUACACUGUUGUUUUCGCAGGCACAGCUGAGGGUCACCUUAAGAAGAUCGUUGUAGAAAGUGCUACCUCGGCUUUUGAAUAUGGAGAUAUUGUUGUAGAUGAGAGUUCACCAGUGAAUAAAGACUUGUUCUUCGAUACUCAAUUAAUGCAUUUAUAUGUAAUGACUGAAAGAAAAGUGUCAAAAGUAAAAGUUCAAGAGUGUAGCGUUUAUAAAUCAUGCCUAACAUGUCUUGGAGCCAAAGAUCCUUAUUGUGGAUGGUGUUCUCUUGAGAACAAGUGCAGCUUGAGAUCAGACUGCCAGGAUGCAGCUAAAGAUGCUCUGUAUUGGAUUUCUUACCGCAGCGGACGUUGCACUACCAUUACUCAAGUUACACCCAAUCAAUUGCAACGAACAACUGCAAGAACUUUAGAUUUAGUUAUUGAAAACUUGCCCACACUUAAUGGACAAUUCUUGUGUGCAUUUACAGCUUUAGAUCGUACUCUUAUAACUAACGCGACUAGGAAACCAUAUGGGGUAAAUUGUACUACACCGCGUACAGAUACUCUCCCACCUAUUCCUGCUGGUCAGCAUCAUUUUACAGCCAAACUUUCCGUACGCACUACUCAGGGACCUGAUUUUGUAGCUACUAAUUUUACAUUUUUUGAUUGUAAUACGUAUAGCUCGUGUACUCAGUGUGUCAGUUCGUCUUUUCCUUGUGAUUGGUGUGUUGAUGGUCAUCGCUGUACACAUGAUACAGCCGAAAAUUGUAGAAACGAUAUUUUAGUAACCGGCGUAAGUAGAAUUGGCCCCAGUUAUCGCUCUGGUCCCGGAUUUUGCCCUACGAUAAAUUCCACUUCCGACGGCACUAACGAAAUUUUAGUACCAUCCGGCGUGAAAAAAGCUAUCAAAGUAAAAGUUCACAUUAUCGGUCAGUUCAUAGUUCAAACAAGAUUCGUAUGUCAGUUUAAUAUAGAGGGUCGUGUUACUCAUGUUAAUGCUCAGUUACUCGCCGAUACAAUUUACUGUGAGGCUGUAGAAUUUACUUACACUUCUCGCGCGCCUAAUAUAACUGCUUCCUUUGCUGUUAUAUGGGGUGGUUCAAAGCCAUUAGAUAAUCCAGAUAACACUCAUAUUCUUAUCUAUCGUUGUAAUGAUAUGGCAGAUAAUUGCGGUAUUUGCUUAGCGUUGCCUGAAAAAUUCGGAUGCGGUUGGUGCCAGGGCUCAGAUAGAUGUGAGGUUCAGGAACAAUGUGACGCACCAAGUGUGUGGCUAAAUCGUACUCAAACUUGCCCUAAUCCGGAAAUUCACUCGUUUAAACCAAAGCUAGGCCCGUGGGACGGAGGUACUAAUAUUACUAUCGAAGGUAUAAAUUUAGGUAGAAAUAUAUCGGACAUCUAUAACGGAGUAACAAUAGCGGGUAUAAAAUGUCAGCCUAUCAUUGAGUUAUAUGUUAAAACAAGACGUAUUGUUUGCACCGUUGACGGUCCGGGAGAAGAAGUGCCUCGGGAUGGGCCAGUUGUUGUUCGUGUCGCAGACUAUCGUGGGGAGUCAAAACAUCACUAUGCUUUUGUGAAUCCAAAAAUCAAUUCGAUUCAGCCCAAAUACGGUCCACAAUCCGGUGGUACUAAAUUAAGUAUAACAGGCGAAUAUUUAAAUGCUGGAAGUAAUAUUCAGGCAUUUAUUGAUGACUUACCUUGUGCUAUAUUGUCUGUAUCUCACGAGGAAGCGGUCUGUAGAACUAGUCACUCAUAUCAAUUAAAAAUGGGCACGUUACGAAUGCGUUUCGAUAAUGGCAUGCGUACUUUAGAACGCGAAAAAUUUGAAUACAUCGAAGAUCCCGUUGUAGUUUCCGUAGAAUCUGGUCCACCAUUAGCAUCACAACGCAAACAACCCAAAGGAAUUCCAUCCGGAGGGAUAAACAUCAAAGUAUUGGGCCGUAAUUUCCAUUCUAUUCGGUUCCCGCAGAUAUACGUAUAUCACGAUAACCGACCGUAUAUUGCCCCUUGUCAUAGAGUCGAUUUGAAGACCCAUCUCAUAUGCGAAUCUCCUGGGAUCGAAAGCGCUGGCCUGAAUCUAGAUCCCGAUAGGCCGUUAGAGUUAGAAUACGGGUUCAAUAUGGACGACGUACAAAGCGUUCAAAAUCUUACCACCAAGACAGGCGAAGCGUUUUUACUUUAUCCAGAUCCUAUUUACGAAAAAUUUGAUGAAGAUGUUAAAUAUUAUAAGUCUGAAUAUUUAACAAUUAACGGCCAAAAUUUAGAUAGAGCAUGUACCGAGACUGAUGUCGAAGUUCAUAUAGGGGAAAGUUUGUGUAAUGUCACUUCUCUUUCUAGACAUCAACUAACGUGCAGGCCGCCCUCUCGGGACGAAUUACCCGACGGGGUAGACACUCCAGAAGUUGUCGUAAGAGUAGGUCGCGCUCUAACUUAUAAAAUCGGUAAAUUAUCCUAUUCGUCGCAGGCAGGCUUACAAGCAGCGAUAGGAAAGCCAGUAUUAUUCGGUGUUAUAGCAAGUAUUGUAAUAUUCAUAUUAGUGUUAGUCGUGUUUCUAGUUAUGUAUAGGAGAAAAUCCACUGAAAAUAUUAGAGUAUUAAAAAAUAUGCAGGAGCAAAUGGAUAUUUUAGAAUUAAGGGUAGCCGCAGAGUGUAAGGAGGCAUUCGCGGAACUGCAGACUGAAAUGACAGAUUUGACGGGAGAUGUUACGGGCGGUAUACCUUUCCUAGAUUAUCGUACGUACGCUAUGAAGAUAUUGUUCCCCAAUAUAGACGAUCACGCCGUCCUCCAGUGGGAACGCCCAGAGCUUAUUAGGAAAGAAAAGGGUCUGAGAAUGUUCGGACAGUUAAUUAUGAACAAAACAUUCCUUCUAUUAUUUAUUCGUACUUUAGAAAGCAAUAGGUAUUUUUCAAUGCGUGAUCGUGUUAAUGUAGCUUCUCUCAUAAUGGUAACCUUACAAAGUAAAAUGGAAUACUGUACUGAUGUUUUAAAGACACUAUUAGCGGAGCUUAUAGAGAAAUGCAUGGAAAGCAAGAGCCAUCCUAAAUUGUUGCUUAGGCGUACCGAAAGCGUCGCCGAAAAAAUGUUGAGCGCUUGGUUCACUUUCCUCUUAUACAAAUUUCUUCGUGAAUGCGCUGGCGAGCCUCUGUACCUCUUGUUUAGGUCAAUGAAAGGUCAAGUAGACAAAGGGCCUGUAGAUGUUAUAACGUCCGAGGCGCGAUAUUCUUUAAGCGAAGAAAAACUAAUUAGGCAGUCGAUCGAUUUCAAACCAAUGACCGUGAGCGUGUCCAUAUCGCAACAAACAAUCUUCGUUAGCGGCUUAGAGGCUACAACAGAAAACGUGCAAGUAAAAGUUCUUGACUGUGAUACGAUUAGCCAAGUAAAAGAAAAAUGUUUAGACGCUAUUUACCGAGCCACACCGUACUCUCAGAGACCUAGUCGUGACGAGUUAGAUUUGGAAUGGCGCACGGGCGCUUGCGGUCGCUUAAUUCUUUAUGAUGAAGAUAGCACUACUAAAUGUGAAGGCGAAUGGCGUAAGCUCAAUACUCUUAAUCACUAUCGCGUACCCGAUGGCGCUUGUUUAAGUUUAGUCGCGAAACAAAGUUCAGUAUACAAUCUUUCGAACAUGGAAAAGAAUGAUAAGUCGCAUACAUAUGAAACUCUCAAUAGGGGCAAGUACGGUUCAGCUAGCCCUCCUGCUAGUCCUCUUAAAUAUGAACACGGUGGCGGUUUCAAAUAUUGGCAUCUCGUUAGACAUCAUGACGGUGACGCACAUAAGGAGGGAGAGCGUGGAAAUAAAAUGGUAUCUGAAAUAUAUCUUACACGUCUUCUCGCUACUAAGGGAACGUUGCAAAAGUUUGUAGAUGAUUUAUUCGAGACUAUUUUCAGCACCGCGCAUCGCGGCUCCGCUCUACCUCUUGCAAUAAAAUAUAUGUUUGAUUUUCUCGAUGAUCAAGCGCUCCAGCAUGCCAUAUCCGAUCCUGAAGUGGUUCAUACUUGGAAAAGCAAUUCCCUUCCCUUACGUUUUUGGGUUAAUCUUAUUAAAAAUCCCAAUUUCGUCUUUGAUGUUUACAAGUCUAAUACAGUUGAUUCUUGCUUGUCCGUAAUUGCGCAGACUUUCAUGGAUUCGUGCUCGACUUCCGACCACAUCCUUGGCAAAGAUUCUCCUUCUUCUAAGCUUCUGUAUGCUAAAGAUAUUCCAGUGUAUAAGGAAUGGGUAGAGCGAUAUUACGCAGACAUAAAAUUGAUGCCGGCCAUAUCUGAUCAGGAUAUGAAUGCAAUGUUAGCUGAGGAGUCACGCCUCCACACUAAAGAGUUCAAUACGAACUGCGCACUGAACGAGCUGUACGCGUACGCGGUGAAAUACAACGAACAGCUAAUGGUGACGCUCGAGGAGGACGAGUUCUCGCAGAAGCAGCGGCUCGCGUUCCGCCUCGAGCAGGUGCACGGCCUGAUGGCGCACGACUACAACGUGUGAUCAGCUCGUGCGAGGCCCGUACCCCACCGCCCUGUAUAUACUGCCCCCGCACAUAUCUAUGCUGGCAAAUAUUGUAUAUAUUAGAUAGUGUACAGUCUUUAAUAUUGUAAUUUUUGUAUUAUUUCAGCGGUCCGAUGUCGUUUUUUAAUUUUAUAUAUGAACUUUGUAUUGAUUUUACACGACGAAUCCGACCGGCCGCGGUCGUGCCACAGUAUGCAUCGUAAACUAAAAUUGUGUAUGUCUGUCUAUGUGUGCUCGCCUCGUACGAGUUAAUGUUACGUCGAUCGGUGUAAAAUGUGUGUCGCAAAUGAAAUCGCAUGUAAGCCCGCCGGCCAGCGACGCAUCGCUCGCCGACGGGCGAUUUUUAAAUUUGUACUCGCAGUCUACUUAACGAAAUAACCGUCAGUGAUCCGGUGAACGAUUCCAUUAAUAAAUAUCGUCGAAUGUA